Molecule: messenger RNA, 2288 nt
Organism: Numida meleagris (helmeted guineafowl)
Lineage: Eukaryota; Metazoa; Chordata; Aves; Galliformes; Numididae
Gene: PPP1R2
Product: protein phosphatase 1 regulatory inhibitor subunit 2
Exons: 8
Coding region: 36-749 (237 amino acids)
Biological process (GO): regulation of signal transduction
Molecular function (GO): protein phosphatase inhibitor activity
Source: RefSeq, a predicted model, not a curated record
GAGGCGGGGGCCGGAAGCGGGCGGGCGGCGCGGCCAUGGAGGCGCCCUCGGUGCCGGCCGUGUCGGCGGCGGGAGCGGCGGGCCGGGCGCCCAUCAAGGGCAUCCUGAAGAAGGGCGGCGGCAAGCCGCCCGCGGGGAGCGCGGGCCCCGGGGCCCGGCAGGCCAGCCCGGCCCGCGACGACGACGAGCACGGUAAAAAAUCCCAGAAGUGGGACGAAAUGAACAUCAUAGCCACGUACCACCCAGCGGGCAAGGAUUAUGGCUUGAUGAAAAUAGAUGAGCCUAGUACUCCUUAUCACAGCAUGGUAGGAGAUGAUGAUGAAGAUGCAGUGAGUGACUCAGAAUCAAAUGAGCCCUUAAGAGCAGAUGUGUUGAGUAAGAAGCUGGCAGCUGCAGCUGAGGGUAAAGGACCCAAGAUUAUAGCGAGGCAAGAGGAAAGCAGUGAAGAGGAGGAGGAGGAAGAAGAAUUAACACCUGAAGAACGAGAAAAAAAGAAACAGUUUGAAAUGAAGAGGAAAAUGCACUACAAUGAAGGACGAAACAUCAAACUUGCAAGGCAGCUAAUUGCAAAAGAGCUACAUGGUGAGGAUGAAGAGGAAGAGGAAGAGGAUGAAGAGAUGCAUGAUGCUCCAGAUGUAGAAACAAUGAAUACAGAAGCUAUCGAACAUGGGGAAAGGAGUACUCCAGUAGGCAACAUUAUGACCUUUCUCCGUGGCUUGAAGCUGCCAUCUGUCUGCACUCUGCUGUAAAACAGAGGCAACUCCGCUCUCCAGCUGCAUUCUCCAGGGAACAGAAGGCACACCUUUGCAGCAUUUUUCCAUCUCUAUUGUUGAAGUCCAUUCCACCUUGCCUCAUUAGCAGCUUCUGAGCCACAACUGACUGAGAUUUCUUGCUGAUUGAAAUGAAGAUGGCCAGUCCAGUCAGUAAUGCACAUGCUACUCAUGACCAGCUGGAAAGCAGAGCACGCAGCAUAGAAGAAAUCUGUCCAGAACUGUAACUGCUUGUUGGAGACACGAACAUAAACACUGCUUCAUGACUUUUGCAAUUAAGGCUCUUAAAUAUUGAGAAGCAUAUCAGUUACAAUGUUGUGUUGCCAAGGUUGUUAAUUUUAGACUUGUCCAUUAGGCAGAAAAAAACUGUCUAAUUGAUUUAUUCCUGUGCCUAGUAUUUCAUGGAGAAUACUGCUUCAUAAUCUGUUCAUCCAGAAUGGCAUUCCCUGUAUGUAUAACGCUGAUUAUCUUGCGUAAUGUACUGUUACUCUUCAUGCUUUGAAACACAGACAGUAUCUCUGUUUUGUCACUAUUUAUUUGACAGUGCUCUAAGUGUGGUAUCUCUUAUGGAAGAGUUUGGGAUUCAAGAGCUUAACGGUACAGCAUAUAUCAAAUUGACACGCAAGUUAUUUAUCAGGUGUGUUAAGCAGCUGAGAAAGGGAUUCAAGUUUUACAGCAUUUUUAUAAAAUAUUGACCUCUUAAACUAGAUUUCAGUGUAUUAUUACUUGUAUUUUCCUAGGCUCUAGACAAAGAGUUGUAUUAUUUUUCAGAGCAGUGUUUGGAAUCGGCUAUUUGCUUUCGACUAAGGCAGUACUAACAUCUGGUGGAGGGGGUGUUUUACACUGGAAAUGUGCUAACUUGAACUUUGAAUUUAACUGUCAUUUUCUCUUCCACUGGAUGUUUUCUUAAAACCACACCAACUGUUAUUCUUCUGGCUCGUUUCACACUUCUAGUCUUUCCCAGUUGCAUGGAGAGUGCCUGUGCUACUAGCACCUGAAAAAAAAACAGCCAUGGAGGAAAAUGCACAUCAGGACUGAAGAUGGGCUUAUCUCUUCUCUAUAUAAGGAUAACUGCUGGUGACCUUCUCACUUGGGGUUUGCAACCUGCAUACUGAAAACCACUACAUCUUUCUGCAUCCAAUGAGACUUAGAGCAGCUGCUUUUGUAAAAUGAAGGGUGUUUGAAAGGAUAGAAGGGAAACUGCCUAAUUCAAAUACUUGUUUACGAUGUGGUCGCAGAGCCCUUGCAAAGAGGGGCUCUGAACCUCCACAUUGCUGUAAACAGUGAUGGAAUUUGACUGGUGAAUGUUCUAGUACUCAGAAUAGUUCCUGGGCUUUAUUACACGAAGUAUACACUUAAGCUUAAGCUUGGUUAUGAAAUACAGUGUAUAUCUUAAUUUUAGUCCGAAUUUGAUAUGUUGCAAAAAUCCAUAUAAUUAUAUAUGGAUCUAUUUUAAAAUGUUUUUGUCCACUGUAUAUGUGACGUUUGAAUAAAGGAAUGAAAGUUAUUUUACAGAUA